Molecule: messenger RNA, 1989 nt
Organism: Aphis gossypii (cotton aphid)
Lineage: Eukaryota; Metazoa; Arthropoda; Insecta; Hemiptera; Aphididae
Exons: 3
Coding region: 341-1318 (325 amino acids)
Source: RefSeq, a predicted model, not a curated record
AUAUUUUCGGGACAUUUUUUGUUAUAGUGUUGGCGUCGCAGUUGCGGUAAGAUUGGUGGGGUUUUAUUUUUCUAAGUUGGCAAUCGUUAAAUAUUUUUAUUCUUAUCACUCCGGAAGAACCGAGUUAUCACGCGGUUUAAGAUAUCUGAUAUCACCGCCUCACAUUGUGAUUAUGUUAUUAUAUUGAUAUUGUCUUGACUUGUCUCUUGGCCGUGUGCAGCUGCUGUACUCCUGUAAGUGUAUGCCCCUAAACUUUUACUAUAAUUGUAUAAAUUAAUUAAUAAUUAAUUUCACGUCGGACGUGUGAUAGCAGAUAUUGCGAUUUAUUUUCGCUACUUCAAUGGCUACUGAUUGUGAGAAACGGUUAUUGAAACAAUUUCUGGACGGAAUCGAUACAAAUGAAUUAUGCAAAAUUGUCCGAUCUGUCUACCAUGGUGGUGCAAUCGCAGCAAAUUCCCGAGAAGAUGCUGAAUUGUUACUAUUGUCUCAACCUUUUUCACGGGUAUUGUCCAGUAAAAAAGUACAGACAACUGUGUUGUUGAAGUUUUUAAUUUCAAAAGGCUUAAUACCUACUACUGAUAUGACAAAAUCCGAUUUGUGUUUGGCUUUUAAGACGUUAGUUGAAAAUCAACCAGACUAUAUCAGACCACCUAUACAACCUAUUCAAAUGUCUGUCCCUAAUAAUAUGCUUGCAAUCACUCAGAAUAAUAAUAUGAUGCAUACUCAACCAUAUCAAGCAGCUGCUCAACAGAUGCCUGUGUCAAUGCCAACACCAGUUAACAUGGCACUAGAUAAAAAAGCUAAAAAAGAUCGUGAUAAUGAAUUACUAGAAGAAUUCAUUGAAAUGUUUGCUAAACAUUUUUAUGAUUUAUUAAAUGACCUUGGAGUUCCAGGAAAAAAUCAAUUAGACACUCGUCAUUUUUAUGAUAAUUGUACAAUGUCAUUAAAAAUUCUUGGUGGCAGUAACGAAAUCAGUGAGACUUGUGAAGAUUCUACAUCUAUAUUGCAAUGUUUGUUGGGCGUUAAGAAAGAACACAUACUCUUUUUUUCACCACAUUUAAGCGAUGUUAAAUGGAAAAAAGAAUCGCACGGCUUAGUAAAAGUGCAUAUCGGAGGUACACUUCAUCAAGGUGUUGGAAGAAUGGUUGGAAUGUUUGAACAGCAAUUCAUACUCAGAGAAGAUCCUCAAGCAGAAAACACGUGGAAAAUUCUUAACACAAAUUUUAUGAUGAAGAGUAUGGAUUUAAUAACAGCUGGAUCUACUUUAAGCAUUCAAGGGCCCUGCCAAACAAACCAAUUACAAAUUGAUAAUGUUUAAUAGCACUGUUUGUAUGUGUAAAGUUAAUUUUUGUUUAUAUUAUUUACUUCAAUUUAAAUAAUCUAAUUAUAUAAACAUAAGUAACAUUGUAUAUGGUUUGUAUUAAUUCUUAAAGAUUUCAACACACUUUAUUAUCUCUUUCUGUCUCUCUAAUCUACAAUAAUAUGUAGAAUAGCAAGUUAUGAUAAUUUUAAAAUUAUAACAUUUUAUUUAGAUAAAACACAUUAAAAUUAAUUUUAAAAUAUUAAAAUGUUAAAAUUAUUCGAUUCACUUUAGUAUUAAAGUCAAUGACAGAAAAUUGGUUGUGCUGAGCGCAAAUUUAUUACAUAACAUGUGGGUCCUUAUUAUCUUAUUAAGCUGGUAUAUUUUUACCUUUUUUUUAAAAUAAUUAUUAACAAUGUAUAGGACCGGCUCAAGUGUCUAAAUACAUCUUGGCAAACUUGAGUUUUGCCGCCCCUUACAUACUACAUCAAACACUUUUUUUAUCUAUAAUACAAAAAUAUUAAAUGCCGCCCUAGGCGUGGGCCUAUGGCGCCUAACCCUUGAGCCGGACCUAACAAUGUACAUAGUAUAAUGUCAUAGUUAUUUUUUACAUUAUUAAGUAACCAAUUCCUUAAGCUGAAGAAAAAUUGUACAUAUUUUAAAAAUAAAUAUAUAGAUUAUAUCUAGUA